CGGUUGCAUUUUAAUCGAAGACGUGUCGAACGAGAGUCAAACAAAAUUUCGCGGAAAUGCAGAAGCAAGAUGAUUCCAAAGGGAAUGCCAUAGAAGCGGAGUUACUUCCAAUCGACAUUUACUACAACAAACUUUUGGAUUGGCUUUUGGACAGAAGACACUGUGACGUGAAAUGGCAGACAGCUGUCUUGGAGAUAAGAGAGAAAAUUAAUGCUGCUAUACAAGACAUGCCUCCUGUAGAUGAGAUCUCACAGCUUCUUUCUGGGACAUAUAUAAAUUAUUUCCACUGCAUCAGAAUUGUAGAACUGUUGAAAGUAUCAGAGUCUGCAACAAAGAAUAUUUUUGGUGGUUACUCAUCAAAGAGGAUGAAGGAUUGGCAGGAAAUUGUGAAGUUAUAUGAAAAAGAUAAUGUGAACCUAGCUGAGGCAGCUCAUCUGUUAAUUAGGAAUGUCAAUUAUGAGAUCCCCUCAUUAAAGAGACAAAUAGGAAAGUGUCAACAAACUCAAAGGGAGUGCACAAGAAAGGAAAGUGAAUAUGCUUCCAAUGCAGCAUUAUUUAAAGAAAAAUAUCAAAGUGUUUGUAAACAAAUGAGUAUAAAGGGAGACAAUGUGAAAUCAGAGUUGUUAAGCCUUCUGGAUGAAUUACCUGAAAUAUACAAGGGGAUCACUGCUGCAGUCAGCAGUUUGAAAAACACAACUCACUUUUAUGAGACUUUUGUCAACUUUUUAGUUCCCAGUUACAAUAGUAAUAAAGAAACCUCGCAGUUGACAACACCACUUAUAAGACACAUUCAACAACAUGGCAACAGCACAGUGUACCAGUGGAGGACAGGCAAGACCCCAUCGGUUGUUGUUCCAGACAGAAGACCAGAAAGUUCAAGUGCAGAAGUUAAAAAAGAUGAUGGAGAGAUUGAUUGGGGUAAUGAAACCAUCUCCGUUACCAAUGUUGGGUCUGACAAUGUUGAUUGGGGGGAGGUUGGUGAGGAGGACAUAGGGGGGAUAGACUGGGGAGACAGUGGUGACACUAUUGACUGGGGUGAUGGUGGACAAACAAAUGAUGAUGGUGACAUUGACUGGGGAGGUGAUGGGGCUGCUGAAAAAGAACUAACGUCGAACAUCGGUGGAAUCACUCUGGAAGGAUCUGGACAAGACGAUGAAGUUGUCAGUGGAGCAGAUGCUGAGACAUUACUGGAUACAACUCAAACAAGAAACAUGUUAAUUGAUGAGCUGUUGGAGCUUCAAGGAUUCCUCCGACAAAGAAUGAUGGAAAUGAAGAGUGAUUCUGAUGUGCUGUCAGCUAACCAGUUUCAGUCAGCUCCACAGCUUAUUCAGAUGCAGUCUGUAGAGUCAGUGCAAGCCAUGGAAUCAGCUGUUACUGAUAUUCUAUCAACAAUCACUUCAAUGAAGAUGCACAACCUGUUCUUACUGAAGACCUCUCCAAGAUACUUGGACCGCUUAGCAGAUUCUCUGCAGCAAAAACUUAAAGUCUCCGAGAAGUUGGUGGCGUCCAUUAAAACAAUGGCCGACAAACGGCAGGCUGCUUCCACAGAGCAACAGGACUUGGAACCCAAGCUGGAAGUUAUCAGAAUGAAAACAAAAGAGCUACAAGUACAGAUUGCUCAAGAAAUUUCCAAGAAAUACAAGAACAGACCAGUCAAUAUUAUGGGCGAAAUAAACACUGUAUAGAAAGUCGUAAUUCACCGCAUGAUUUCUGUGCUGUCGUAUCUUGUUUGACCAUAGGUAACCCCAGCGUAAUAUAAGAUUCUGCAAACUCUUGUAUCAUGCUUGGGUCAUCUGUGGUUUGAUUGACAGAGAAGCAAGGAAUUAUAACAUUCAGGCCCGCCACACAUCAGUUAAUAAUAACACGAAUACUAGAAAAAGUCAACGUACAUAAACAAAUGUUUAUAUAAAUAGUAAGUUUUACAUUCUAAUGGAAAGCGUAAAAUUUAAAAGAUAUAAAAGUCUUAUUUUUCAGACCAAGUGUCCAGCGUUUGAAGAAAAGUUACAGUUCACAUAGUUACAUUAUCUCUUGAACUAUUUAUUUACUAACACCUUUCGCUGGAAAACAAGAGUUCCAGGCUAAAAACUGAAAGAUAACAUAUAGCAAGUAUGCACACUAAAUGUGCAAUUAAAAAUAUGGAAUUAUUUUAAAAUUACUGACAACUGGAUUAUGCGAAAUAAAACUGGCAAGUUUUCAAUC
This is a messenger RNA of Orbicella faveolata, 2199 nucleotides long. RefSeq names its product CDK5 regulatory subunit-associated protein 3-like. Gene Ontology annotation, cellular component: endomembrane system. Gene Ontology annotation, biological process: regulation of mitotic cell cycle. Lineage: Eukaryota; Metazoa; Cnidaria; Anthozoa; Scleractinia; Merulinidae. The record is from RefSeq and is a predicted model, not a curated record.